GGGAACGGGGAAUUCAGAAUGAGGAGAAAGAGGAGGAAAAUCGAGAUGCGCAGUCGUAUCGGUGCGAGGCUUCUUCACGACGUGCGUGUCAGCGGUCGAAUCGUGAUCAUUCGAUCUUGCGAUCCCAUUGGAUCCCAUGCGACCGAACAGUACGAGAAAAUCGAACUGAAUCGACGGACCUCGGUUAACGGAUCUUCUGUGUAACAAUUCGAAAGUGCUCGGGCAAAAGAACAGUAAUACGUCAGAAACAUAUUCCCAUCGAUAUUUUCCGUGGGCUUGUAAGUCAAGCGGCAUUAUCGACCGACGACAUCCCAGCAACAGUUGCACACACGCUGUCAACUCGACCGUGUGAUAGUGUUCGAUCAUCGGCGCCCGUCGUCGUUCUAUUUGUGUUUCAUCCAAGUCAAGGACCGUUCGUUGAUUCUAUCUCGAGAUGUUCAGCUGGUUAAAUCGGGAAGAGAGUGAACGACACAACGUCUUCGAAAAUGUCACGGAAGGACUCAAGAAAAUUUACAAAUCUAAGUUGCUGCCGCUGGAGCAGCAUUAUCAGUUCCACGAUUUCCAUUCUCCGCAACUCGACGAUCCAGAUUUCGAUGCGAAACCCAUGAUCCUCUUGGUGGGUCAAUACUCCACAGGGAAAACCACGUUCAUCAAGUAUUUACUAGAACGAGACUUUCCUGGAAUAAGAAUCGGUCCUGAACCAACGACAGAUCGCUUCAUUGCAGUUAUGUACGACGAGAAAGAGGGCGUGAUCCCCGGAAACGCGUUAGUUGUUGAUCCUAAAAAGCAAUAUCGUCCGCUUUCCAAGUUCGGUAACGCGUUCCUUAACAGAUUUCAAUGUUCUACGGUUGCGUCGCCGGUCUUGAAAGGAAUAUCUAUAGUCGAUACUCCUGGUAUUCUGUCCGGAGAGAAACAAAGAGUUGACAGAGGCUACGAUUUUACAGGAGUUUUAGAAUGGUUUGCCGAACGUGUAGAUAGAAUCAUACUGUUGUUCGAUGCGCACAAACUCGAUAUUUCCGACGAAUUUAGGCGAUCCAUCGAAGCACUGCGUGGCCACGACGAUAAAAUUCGGAUAGUCUUGAAUAAAGCAGACAUGAUCGAUCAUCAACAACUAAUGAGAGUGUACGGAGCGCUGAUGUGGUCCCUCGGUAAAGUACUACAAACUCCUGAAGUAGCCCGUGUGUAUAUUGGAUCGUUCUGGGACCAGCCUUUAAGAUACGAUGUAAAUAAAAGACUAUUCGAAGACGAGGAACAUGAUCUCUUCAAGGACAUGCAGUCGUUACCAAGAAAUGCAGCACUUAGAAAGCUCAACGAUUUGAUUAAACGUGCACGAUUGGCCAAGGUACACGCUUACAUAAUCAGCGCCCUUAGAAAGGAUAUGCCAAGUGUGUUCGGCAAAGAUUCAAAGAAAAAAGAUCUUAUCAAAAAUUUGGGUCAAAUCUACGACCAAAUACAAAGGGAGCAAAAAAUUUCACCAGGCGAUUUUCCAGAUUUGAAGAAAAUGCAGGAAAGUUUGGCACACCAAGACUUCACUAGAUUCAAUUACAUAAAGCCCAGAUUAUUGGAAGUCGUCGAUAAAAUGCUCGCCGAAGAUAUCGCGAAGCUCAUGGACAUGAUACCAAACGAAGAACACGGGACCACGUCAGAAUCGUUAGUCAAAGGAGGCGCAUUCGAAGGUGUGGAGGAUCAAGUAAGUCCGUUUGGUUACAAGCGGGGAGAAGGUAUUGAUGCUGGAGCGGGUGAACCAGAAUGGUUCGUUAAUAAGGAAAGAUACAAAUACGAUUCUGUUUUCGAAACGCUCAAUCCCUGUGACGGAAAAAUUACGGGAGCAGCCGCAAAAUCGGAAAUGGUUAAGUCGAAAUUGCCAAACAGUGUACUUGGGAAAAUUUGGAAUUUAUCCGAUGUUGACAAUGAUGGAUUGCUGGAUUCCGAUGAGUUUGCCUUAGCGAUGCAUUUAAUUAAUGUGAAACUCGGUGGUUAUGACCUGCCUGCAAAAUUACCACAACACUUGAUACCGCCCUCGAAGCGAGACUUAUAAUUUGCAAUUAUGAUUUUUUUUAUUAUUCAUUCGUUAUCGGUGUUAACUCACUGAUGCGUUUCUUGUGUAUAUUUAUGGCACACAUUAUGCGACCGCUCUAUUUAUUAAUUUACCA
Molecule: messenger RNA, 2153 nt
Organism: Dufourea novaeangliae
Lineage: Eukaryota; Metazoa; Arthropoda; Insecta; Hymenoptera; Halictidae
Gene: Past1
Product: EH domain-containing protein 3
Exons: 7
Coding region: 434-2038 (534 amino acids)
Biological process (GO): endocytosis; endosomal transport
Cellular component (GO): plasma membrane; cytoplasm
Molecular function (GO): GTP binding; protein binding; calcium ion binding
Source: RefSeq, a predicted model, not a curated record